Molecule: messenger RNA, 1055 nt
Organism: Talaromyces stipitatus ATCC 10500
Lineage: Eukaryota; Fungi; Ascomycota; Eurotiomycetes; Eurotiales; Trichocomaceae
Product: exosome-associated family protein
Exons: 3
Coding region: 39-905 (288 amino acids)
Biological process (GO): maturation of 5.8S rRNA; regulation of gene expression
Cellular component (GO): nucleolus; exosome (RNase complex)
Molecular function (GO): DNA binding; RNA binding
Source: RefSeq, a predicted model, not a curated record
UCGCUUGAUACAACAUUGGGGUUAUUCAGCAUAGCAAGAUGGAGGUCGCAAAUUUAUUGCCGGUAGUUGAUCGCCUCGAGGAUAAUAUUGAUGACCUAGAGGAGACGCUUGAACCCCUUCUUGCGCGGUCGUUGGACGAGACCUCCAAGAAGCUGCCGCUAUUGGAAAGAGCCAAGCUCCAUACUUUGCUCACAUAUACACUGGAGUCACUGAUAUUUUCUUAUUUGAAACUCCACGGCACUGAAGCCCAAGAACACCCCGUCUACAAAGAAUUAACCCGAGUGAAACAGUACUUUGACAAAAUAAAAGCGUUGGAAAAUCCACCGGAGGAAGAGGCAAAGCCAACCAUGAAGUUGGAUCAACAAGCCGCUCGUCGCUUUAUAUCUCAUGGUCUUGCUGGAAAUGACCAAUACGACAUCGAGCGAGCAGAAAAAUUAGCAAAAGAAAAAGCACGAGCACAACUCAAAGCAGCCCUGCUAGCCAAAAGAGCUAAAGAAGAAUCAGUAGCCUCUACUCCUGUUCAAGAAGCAAACAAACCUCCUACCUCUGCCGAAAGCUCAGAAUCAGAAGCAGAAUCAUCGUCAGAGUCAGAAGAAGAAUCCGAAGACGAAUCUUCGACAGAUAAUGUCGAUAACAAGGUGUCAGCCACACCGGAGGAGUUUAUAAAGCUCCCAUCAGACCCAAUGGAAGAGCCAAAGAAUUCUAAGAAGAAAACCGCAAAGGCAAAAGCGAAGAAGAGGAAGGAAGAUGCCAUGAAAGCUAAAAAGGCCGAGCGACAGGCAAAGAGAGAGGCAAAGGGUAUUCCAGAGCCAAAUUCCAAACAAUCACGAAGUGCUAGGCGGAAAGAAAGACGGCGUAAGAAGGAGGCCAAGAGAAAGGACCAGACCAAGGAUAAGAAGAAGUAAUAGGCGAUGCGAUGAUACUUAUUUCAGUAGACUUCUAGCAUAUGCAUUCGGCUGGGUAUAGACUGAAUGGCAGGCGUUGGGGUUUUUGGUUGCAGUGUACAUAUAGUAUAUGACAUAGGCUCUGGCAUACGCUUUUAUAUGAUUAUUAUA